Messenger RNA from Guyanagaster necrorhizus, 960 nucleotides. RefSeq lists its product as uncharacterized. The transcript has 2 exons. Bases 253 to 858 code for a protein of 201 amino acids. The record is from RefSeq and is a predicted model, not a curated record. NCBI's taxonomy places the organism in Eukaryota, Fungi, Basidiomycota, Agaricomycetes, Agaricales, Physalacriaceae.
CGAAUGCCGCCGCACAAGCUUUGAGAUAUGGUUAUGGACAGAGAUGGAGAUGGUGGGAGAUGUAUGCGAUCAGCAAGACACAGAGCGUAUACGCCAUUCAUCUCUUUGACGCUGCAGGGACUCCUUAUUGUGUUCGCACCGCUCGUCGCCCUCGGGAAAAUCAGGAACAGGGACGGCGUAUAGCUGGUAACAAGCGCCGGAAAGUAGAUGGCCUUGGGGUCUUCCAGCGUUGUGUGAGGAAGUAGUUCAGACAUGACAUGUCAGCGGCCCCUUUGCUCUCCUUCAUGGCAAGAUCAGGCCAUCAUGCCGCCUUGCAAACCGCCCCAUAAUAUUGACCAAAGAUGGAGGUGUACGUGUUUAUGGGUAAUCGAGGAUGGAAGCAUUCUGCGGCAAAAGAGCCCAACAGUCGCAUUGCACCUAUAUUCUUGGUCAAGCGGCUGCCUGGUUGUGGUCUUUGACGGCGGAGGGAGCGAACUGACGGCCACUAAAGCGAAUUUGCAGGAGAAAAAGGACGAACACACAGUGACUUUGGUUCCUCAAACAGCGGUAGAGGUACUCGCUGGCCUGGGUACGUCUCAAAGCCGAGCCAAACAAACAACACUAUGGAUGUCGGCGCAAACCCCUGAGCCAGCGGUAGAAGUACUCGCUGGGUACGCAAUCAGCGAACUUGUUCCGAAUACGUUCAAUCGCACAUUGGUCAGGCGGUUCGUCAAGUCGAACCCUUUCCAAGCCGACCAUCUCUGCCUGAACAUCAUCGACAUCGAUUUCGAGACGCACCGGACAAGACUCGGCAGAACAAAAUGGUCCUCGACGAGAUGGGCUCUGACGAUGGUGGUCCUUGGGCCUAAAUCGGUCUGAAAGACGCCUAGGGUUGGUGAAAUCCAUAGUUCAAUCGGAAGAAGGUGGCGAAUAUAGCAUCACGGUGUUUGUCAAAUGGCAGGUAAUUGGUCACGACCUCUC